AUGAACGAGCAGGUCGCAUUCUUUGAUUUCAAAUUGUAUUUGAACUCGAAAACCGAGAUCAUUGACAUGUUCAACAAUUCGCAUGAUAUUGCCAUUGUCACCAUUUUCACGAUGAAUUCGAAUCGCGAUUUCAACAUUUUUGAAUUUAUUAUUGUUAUGUUAUUGCUUAUCAUUGCUGGCCUCAUCAAUUUUGUUGGAGCAAUCGCGAUAAAAAGAGCUGGUGAUUACGAGCGAGUGCCUCGUCGAUGGUUUUUCUGGAGCCUAGCCGUUUUUUUCAAUUCACUAUGCCUAUUUCUAUCAUGUUUGGCCGUGUCGAGUGUCCUCCAAUUGAAGCUCACAUUCGUCGUCUCGCUGACAUCAGUUUGCCUAUCAAUGCUGACGCUUGAGUUCACUUUCCGCAUCAAUAAAAAGCAGCUAAGGUCUCUUGAAAGCCAUGACCAUAAAGAGGCCUAUACGUUGAGCAGAAAAUUUCAGCUUCAGGAGAAUGUGAACAGCUUGAAGCUAAUCCGCGGGGUCGCGAUAAUUGUUGGCUUUUUCCUCGUAUUCGUCGUGCUCACCGAAUGCCUUCCAGUGUUGCUCAAUUUUUCAGACGGCUGGAUUCGCCGAUGCAAUUUGAUAUUCGACACUUGUACCCAUUUGUAUGAUGAUGAUAAUUUUGCUCACAAUUCAGUGAGUUCUUCAGAAAUCCAUUAUUAA
Molecule: messenger RNA, 696 nt
Organism: Caenorhabditis bovis
Lineage: Eukaryota; Metazoa; Nematoda; Chromadorea; Rhabditida; Rhabditidae
Source: the annotation of a GenBank genome assembly